CGCGCGCGAGUCCCGUCGCGCCGAAAAUCAAUAUAGGCUCUACCGUCGUUUUUCUUUCAGCUAUUUUUCCUCGCCUCGUUUGCAGUUUAAUUUUUCCACCCGACCGCGUUCCCGCGCGCCGUCGGUCACACACCGCCAAACAAUAUCUGUCGUCCACUAUCGUCGAAUAUCAUCCGUCUCGUCGUCGACCACCGACGCCAAAAUAUCACACCCGCAGGACACAACCUUGCGGCGGCCAAAACCGACCCGCAACCGAGUCCCCUCAGCUCCGGCGCCGCGCCAGUGUAGUUAGCGUUUUUCAAAUACGCGCGCGAAAAGUGUUUCGAUACAAUACAUAUCAUUAUCAUUAAUAAUUGAAAACGUCGCGCGCGCGUUUCGCGAGGAUCUGUUAAAUCAGCGACACCAGGUGGCGCCCCGUCGUCUCGUUGCCGUCGCGCGCAUAUCGAUUGGGCUUUUGAUCCUUUUCGCUCGUCGUGUCCGCGCUACUAGGUAUACCUUCGCCCGCGCACGAGUGUGUACGUCCAGCGUGUGUGUGUGUGUGUGUGUGUGUGUCUGUGUGUUAAGUACGUAAGUGUGUUUGUGUGUGCGUGCGUGCGUAUUUCCGGAACAUAUUUCCUGCACGUACACGGCUGCCGAUGACAAACGUCUGAACUCGCGGAGCAACGGACUUGUCCAAGUUUGCUUGCCGUACGUACAGUGCGCGGGAGGCGGUACGAACACUGCCCCCACCCCUCGUCGAACGGCAUUAUAAUAUAUUAUAGUCACCGUCGAGUUUCGCACGAGCGUCGUUUGUCAGGCGCACAUCAGCAGCAAAGAUGGCUGGCCAAGACGGUAAAUGGCAGAAGGAAGGGUCCGACCAGAACUUCGAUUACAUGUUCAAGUUGCUCAUCAUCGGCAACAGCAGCGUCGGCAAGACGUCGUUUCUGUUUCGGUACGCCGACGACAGUUUCACGUCGGCAUUCGUGUCCACGGUCGGAAUCGAUUUCAAAGUAAAAACCGUGUUCAGGCACGACAAACGGGUCAAACUUCAGAUAUGGGAUACGGCGGGCCAGGAACGUUACAGAACCAUUACGACGGCGUACUACAGGGGCGCCAUGGGGUUCAUUCUCAUGUACGACAUCACCAACGAGGAGUCGUUCAACAGUGUGCAGGACUGGGUAACACAGAUCAAGACAUAUUCUUGGGACAACGCGCAGGUGAUACUCGUGGGCAACAAGUGCGACAUGGAACACGAACGUGUGAUAUCGUACGAGCGGGGCAAAACGCUGGCCGACGAGCUGAACAUCGAGUUCUUCGAGACGUCUGCUAAAGACAACCACAAUGUCAAGGCCGUAUUCGAACGACUCGUGGACAUCAUAUGCGACAAGAUGUCCGAAAGCUUGGACUCGGACCCGACACUGGUGGCUGGAACGAAGGGCACCAGGCUCACCGAACAGCCGCAGGGUCCGAACAAUCCGAAUUGCAACUGUUAAGAGUCUUGUAAGCGGUUUCGGAUACCCACCACGGCCCCUCGAUAUACUUCAAACAACAAAACCCGUUGCAGCAGUACCGAAACACAAGAAGACAUUUAACAGAAUUAAACACUUAAAACAAAAAAA
This is a messenger RNA of Diuraphis noxia (Russian wheat aphid), 1598 nucleotides long. It is a transcript of the gene Rab3, whose product is annotated as RAS oncogene family member Rab3. The record is from RefSeq and is a predicted model, not a curated record. NCBI's taxonomy places the organism in Eukaryota, Metazoa, Arthropoda, Insecta, Hemiptera, Aphididae. Gene Ontology annotation, molecular function: GTPase activity; GTP binding.